CCCCAGUGUCUCCCCUCCAGCCCAACACCCUGCCUCUCUCUGGGUGACUGGAGGCCUGCCAGUCUGCUCCUGUCUGUCACCAGCCGGCUGCUGGAUCAGUGUUAUCUGCAGUGCUAAGUGCCGCCACAGACGACAGGCCAACCCAGGACCAGCAGAGACAGCCAGGCCCGCCUGCAAACGGGACACACAGGAAGUGGGGUUGUGCUGGGGCUGGUGUUAAGGCUGUGGGUGGGGCUGGGUGGUUGAGGCUGAGGCUGGGGCUGGGGCUGACCCCCUGUCUGGCCCCAGACCCAGGGGUCCGUCCAGGCGCUAAUGCAGGGGACACUCAGCCAAAUUGCUCUCUAAUUUCCCUCUGGUCUCAGAGAAACCUCGCUUGUCCUUGAAAUUCAGACGCGUGUGUUUGGUCUGUCUCCAUAUCACUCCUCCGUUUGAUCCUUUCUCACUCAAUUUCUCGUUCCACCUCCCCCUCUUUAAACCCUGUUAAAUAUAAUAAUUGAUGGAAAAACUGGUGAUGCUUAAAAUAAGAUUUUUUAAUUAUUUUUCUUCAUUAACUUCUUUUUUGAAGAGCUUCUAAGGCUAUAGCAUACCCCCCAAAAAUUGCUCGAUUUCAAAGUAUGUUCCAUUGCAUUGUAGCUGUAGUCAAACAGGAGUUUCCCAGGUGGCAGGGUGACCAGUGUGAUCCACACGUCCACACCCAGAGGAGGGCUUACAGAUGCUAGCCAGGACCCUCCUCUCAGUUCCCCUCUCAGUGAGGGAGCACAGACACCAGAGACACGUUACCGGUACACAGCUAACCGUCGACGCCAGCCUUCUGUCAAGACGACAGCCUUUUGUCAAGACCCCCGCAGACAAACUACAGCCUUCUGUCAAGACCCCCGCAGACAAACUUGACAAGUUUAAACAAAGCUAUCGGGUUAAUCCUGAGUUAGACUAUAAAGGGAGGAGACUCGAAGGCUUCACACACAAGCAUCUAGAUGCCAGCCUGGUAGAGGUAAGGGCUGUUUGGCCGUAUAACUGAGCGCAUCUUGCUGAGUGUUUUAGUCUAGUCGAUGCUUAGUGAACAGUCGUUGCAAACUAGUUUCAUAUUUACCACAUUUUGUGGUUAAGCGAUAUAACACUAAUUGAAAAAGUUUAUGCAUCACUACUAAUAUCCUAAUUGUUUUAGCUCUUUGUUUUUGCAGUUGAACGUGUUUUGACAAGUCCUGUUCCUUUAAACUACAGGUGGUGUUUAAAUUUCAAAAAUGACUAUUUGUUGUGAAUCCUGCACGAGUCCUUUGAGCGCCCAGUGUGGUUCUCCCGCUUCGUCGCAUCCUCGCGCUAUGGAGACCCGCCAAACAAGCUGCAAAAGAUUCAGGUCCACCAAGGGGGCGUCCAAAGCCCGGCGCGACCAGAUCAACGUGGAGAUCCGCAGCAUGCGGGCCCUGCUGCCGCUGCCCCAGGAGGAGGUGGACAGGCUGUCCUACCUCCACUCCAUGUCCCUCAUCUGUGCCUUCCUCAGGAAGGCCCUCCUCCUUCAGGGGCUGUCGGCUGGACAGGGAUAUCAGAGCGGCCUGCCUUGCGAGGCCUUCCUGAAUGCUCUGCCUGGCUUCAUUCUGGUCCUCAGCGCAGACGGCAGGCUGCUGUACGUGUCUGAGAAUGUGUCUGAUUACCUGGGACACUCCAUGGUGGACGUUCUCCAGGGAGACUCUUUCUACGACAUGGUGGAACAUCACGACCUGGAAGCCGUGAAAUCUCACCUGGAGACGGACCCUACCUCAUCCACAGAGAGAAGCUUCAUGUGCCGCAUGCACACCUCCAAGUCCUUCAGGCUGCAGCACGGCAGCUGUUCCCUGCUGGUGAAGGGGCGCUUCCACCCCCUGCCCCCCUCCUCCCAGCCGGGCUCUCCAGACCAGCGUGUGUUCAUGGCCCUCUGCACCCCCACCGCCGACCGCCAGGGGACCAGUGCUGCCUCUCGCUCCCAGAACUGCUUCACCAGCAGCCACAGACCAGACAUGACCUUCACUCAGCUGUCUGACAGUGUGCUGUUCCACCUGGGCUGCUCUGCAGAGGAGCUGAUUGGUCGGUCCUGGUACAGCCUCCUCCACCCAGACGACCUCUCCUUGGGCGCCAGCUCCCACAAGAAUCUAAUGCAGGCAGACGAGGGCUCUCAGGUGGAACUGGUAGUGAGACUGCAGAGCAGAGAGCUCAGCUGGACCUGGCUCUACAUCUGUGCCACCAGGGACACUGGAGGCCAGGGGAUGAGCUGCACAAACUACACCGUCAGUGAAACUGAGGCGGCAUAUCUCAGGCAGAAAAUCCACAGUGACACCUACUGCCCCUCUCCCACCCCCCAGCUGCCCCUGGGCCAGGGGAACUGCCCCGGGAGGGGUUCAAAGAGGCAGAGGAGUCACAGCUGUGAGGAUCUCCAGCCCAGGGCCAAGGCGGCGCGUGCGUGGGACCCAGAUGUCUACUACCUGACGUGUUCCUCCUCGGACAUCGUCUCUCCCACCUCCACGAGCGACACGCAUGCCUUGUUCUGCACCCCUCCCUACAGCCCCACCUCCUCCCACUCCCCUCCGCAGCAGGAAGACACCAGCUCGGACUUCCUGUUGGACGUGUACGGCUACACUGAGCAGCUGCUGCCCUCUCCUGACAGCUCUCCUCCGUACUACCCCCACCCUGCCCACCUGCCUCUCCCGCUGGGCCCGGAGCAGGCCUACGAGCAGGGGGUCUACUCCCUGGCCGGUCCCCUCUCUCCAGACCCCCACCCUGCCCACCUGCCCCUCCCGCUGGGCCCGGAGCAGGCCUAUGAGCAGGGGGUCUACUCCCUGGCUGGUCCCCUCUCUCCAGAGUCCUGUCUGUCUCCCAGCUAUGAUUACCCAGACUGCACUGCUGACGCUCACCUGGUGCCUGACUGCCUGCCUGUGUCUGACAGUGAGAACUGUGCAGACUGUGCCCUCCACCCUGAAGACCAACGCCUCCCUGUGGAUCCCCCAGGGGGCGCCAGCUCCUUCCCAGCUCAGCACGUUCCCCAGGCGGUGACCCCCGACCUCUCACCCACCUCCACCUCUUCCUGCCAGUACAGCGAGAGAGAGCAGGAGGAGAUCAGCAUCCUGGCCCAGCAGAUCUCCUCCCUGGCCAGCAGCUUCGACAGGUACCACACUCUGAGCCCGGUUGGGCCCCCCAGCCAGCCCCCCUCAGCCCCCACCCUGCCCUCAGCGUGUGACUGGAUACAACACCCUCCCCCUGUCCUUCCACCUCUCAAAGCUCAACUGGUCCUGGACGAAGGCGUAUUCGACUGCAUCCUGAAAGAUCUGGAAAUGGUUCCAGAGAAGGAGGUCAUGCCUCCCUGCUUCAGCCACCAGGCGGGGCCACGCUGUGGGCUGGAGGUAUCCCAGAACAGACCCCUGGACGUGGGCUCGCUGCAGCAGACUCCUGGCCUGUCUCUCUCCUCCCUGGUGGAAGGUCUGGAUCAGUUCAGCCCAGCCUCCAGCCCCCUGGACACCCUCCCCCUGCCUGCACCAUGCCACCAUCAACACUCUGAGUUGCAUCAACUCAACCAUUACCUGCAUACCAGCCUCCAGCAGGGUAACCAAGAUGGGCUUGUUGAAGAAUCCAUGUACUGAAAUGAGUCCAUGACUUACAGUAAAACCACUCGUAUGACAUAUUGUCAAAGCAUUCUGGGGCUUCUUGGCCGGAUUCAAAGAAGACUUUCUGAAGACGUGUUUGUCCUGCAGACGGGAGCUGGUUUCCCCGCUCCUCUGAAGAGACCUGGGACGUCCCUGUUUUGAGGCUGCCUUAUGGACCAUCGUUACCAUGGUAGUCAUGUUACCACGGUAGUGAUGUGAUCAUUGUUGUUGGGUUACACACUGACCUGACAGCCUGUAAACAGCUGUUAUUCAACCUUGGUACUGAUGUUCCUGUUAUUUCUAAUGUUUGUUUGGUGUUAUAUAUUUGUAACACUCUGAUAGGGAGUUUCUGAGUAUUACUCUAAAGUUGAGAGACCAAAAUAUACUACUGAGCACUUUGUUAAUGUUACUGUGCUGUUUAAGGUGUUGUACAGGAUAAUAUGUGGUACGUAACUCUAAAGCCCUGAUCAGUUUGACGUCAACAGUUCAUGAACUACCUCAACUGUGCCUCUAAGAUCAUGUAACUAUGGUUACAUUACUGUUGCUAUUUAUAGUAUUUAUUGGUAGAGACACUGUUAUUUAGAGCUCCUUUGUGGAAAUUAUGAAUUCAUUCAAUUAGUUAAAUUUCAUUUGUAUCAGUGUCUAUGAAGAAGUACUCUUUGCAGAAUAUCUUUAAGUUGUUUCUUUUGUAAUUAAGAGAGUUACUCUCUCCAAUGUGAUUAUACAGUUUCAAGUGUUUUUGCUAUUUCAUUUUGUAAUUUUACAAUGCUAGUUAAUUAAACCAAUCAACUGUG
Molecule: messenger RNA, 4402 nt
Organism: Osmerus eperlanus (European smelt)
Lineage: Eukaryota; Metazoa; Chordata; Actinopteri; Osmeriformes; Osmeridae
Gene: npas4l
Product: neuronal PAS domain protein 4 like
Exons: 10
Coding region: 1242-3605 (787 amino acids)
Biological process (GO): regulation of transcription by RNA polymerase II
Molecular function (GO): RNA polymerase II transcription regulatory region sequence-specific DNA binding; DNA-binding transcription factor activity, RNA polymerase II-specific
Source: RefSeq, a predicted model, not a curated record